Molecule: messenger RNA, 4593 nt
Organism: Pezoporus occidentalis (night parrot)
Lineage: Eukaryota; Metazoa; Chordata; Aves; Psittaciformes; Psittacidae
Gene: ILRUN
Product: inflammation and lipid regulator with UBA-like and NBR1-like domains
Exons: 5
Biological process (GO): macroautophagy
Cellular component (GO): phagophore assembly site
Molecular function (GO): ubiquitin binding
Source: RefSeq, a predicted model, not a curated record
AGGUCCAGCAGUUUCUGCUGGCCACCUCUUGUUUACUCUUUGUCUCAGUCUGUGGGACUCUGUGACUUCGGAGGAGAACUUUCCCACUCUUCGGUGAAUCUACAAGCCGCCAUUGGAGCCUACUAUGAUUUUGAGAGUCCAAAUAUCAAUGUACCCUCCAUGUCCUUUGUUGAAGAUGUAACCAUAGGUGAAGGAGAGUCCAUCCCUCCUGAUACCCAGUUUACGAAAACAUGGAGGAUACAAAACACAGGGACAGAGGCAUGGCCCCCAGGGGUUUGCCUGAAGUAUGUUGGGGGAGACCAGUUUGGCCACGUGAACAUGGUGAUGGUCAGGUCCCUGGAGCCCCAGGAGAUUGCAGACGUCAGUGUUCAGAUGUGCAGCCCCAGCACAGCAGGAAUGUAUCAGGGACAGUGGCGGAUGUGCACUGCCACGGGACUCUAUUACGGAGAUGUCAUCUGGGUGAUCCUCAGCGUGGAAGUUGGAGGACUUCUGGGUGUAACACAGCAGCUGUCAUCCUUUGAAACAGAGUUCAACACGCAACCGCAUCGCAAGGUAGAAGGAAACUUUAACCCAUUCGCCUCUCCACAGAAGAACAGGCAACCAGAUGAAAACAACCUAAAAGACCCUGGGGGUUCCGAGCUAGGUACAAUCAGCAAAAACACAUGGGGGCCUCCUCCUGACCAAAUCGAACAAGAUCAGAAUGGACUGUCACAAAACUCUGUAAAUCUCUCCCCCAGCAGUCACUCGAACAACUUGUCGGUAGUGACAUACAGUAAGGGUUUCCACGGUCCUUAUCCCUUCGGACAGUCUUAAACCACAAAAACACAAAACGGGUAUCGACAAGAGGCGAAUUUAACAAAGAACUGACUUUUGGGGGGAGGGAGGGGAAUUCACGUGGCAGACAGACACAACGUGGACACCCCCCUCCUCCUCCUGCGUGUUCUGGAUAACGAAGACAACUUAAGUAACUUAAAACUCAGUAACUUAAGACUAGUUGUUUCCAGAGGAAAAUACAAAGUCUAAGUAUGCAUGUGUGAAUGCUGAGUUUCAGGAGUGUUGUUCAAUGCUAUGAGAAAGAAACUAUCCCAACACCAUGGUCCGGUUGGGUUUUUUAGCAAUCCUUCUCACCCGUAAUUAGGGAGCUUAAAAAAAAAUGACUAUGGAAAAGCCAUCUUUAAAAUAUUUUGCCUACAGAGCGGUUGUAGUUUUGAGCAAAUGUUUAAUUUCUGUUUGUUUCUUGUUCUUUAAGUAAGGGACAGCGUGCGUUUGCAUGGGACCGUCGUGUUUGGCUUGCUCCUGAAUGGAAUUUGCUUCGUGGCUUCUGGGGUUUGUGCAGUGAUUUCCUUAUGUCAGAUGCUUUUUUAAUGACAGGUUGGGCCUGCGCCCGGCUCUGGGUUUUUAAUAUCAUCUGCUGGGUUUAGUUACCAAGCUUUUUUUUUUGGUUGUUUUUUGCUCUCUUUUUAAUUCCUUGUAUUUCCUUUUGGUUUGGUUGUUGCUGUUAGUUAAGUUGUGCUGCGUGUCGUUGGAAACCGCAGCUCUUGGGGUCAAAGUUAGAGACUCUGGGACUUCCAGCAUAACAUGGAGAGCUCAUUUCCCUUCCCUUGUACAUGAAAUACACAUACCACCAAUAUUAAUAAGAAACAGAUUUAUUAAAGAGCCGGGGCUGUCCUAUGUGGUUAGCAUUUUAAAAUACCUUUUUGUUAGCUCUUGAUGUGCAGUAGCUGGGCCUAGAGCAAUCAAGCAAGCGUAUCAAGUCUUAUGCCAAGAGGGAAGUCUCUCUCUGUAGGUGUAAUUCACUUGGUGGUAGUUGCAAAGCUUUACAAAAGUCAUGUCCUUUUAAUUUUGAAUGGCCCAUCUCUCUUUUUAUAGAGUAUAAGUUUGCAUUCAUUUCUCCUGUGAUAAAAUAUUAGCUUAAAGGCGAACAGUUUGUGGCUUUGAAUGUAUCAUCAGCUGGAUUCCACUCUGUCGCCUUGUAUUCAUUUGCCUUUAGCAUCCUGGCUUACAGCAUCAUUGAGGUUCUUACCUUCAAAAUGGGAUCUCCAGGGCUUGGUUUUAGAGAAGGAAUGGCUCCUCUGAUGGUUCAGGUUGUCCUGCUGUUCCUCCGAUGUCAUCUCUUCCAGUUGUGGAUUGGGAAUGAGGUCUUAAUCAGAAACAUGAACACGGCUGCAACAGCCGCCUGCCAAAGGUAACAGUAAUAUGCAAAGCUCCCACUACCUUCUUCCAGAUCUUUCCAGUGAAGACCCUUGUUCUUGUUGGAGUAGAACAUGGGCUUGCUGCAUGGUGCGUGUCUUUAUGCUGAUUGCCCUUGACCAGUUGUGUUUCCUUAGUUGUCUUUGAAUGGGGCAUUCAUUUUCAUUGCAGCUAGCAAGGACUCUCUUACUUUUGUGUCUACAAAUGAGUGUUGUGGAGGACAUUCCAGAGGAACCUUCCUUGUAUCCAGCAGAGGAAGAAUUGGGUGAUAUCUGGUUUGUAUUUCAGAGGUUCAGUUGUUAAAGGUCACUUGUUACCCAAAAUCUCCCAUCAGUAAUGUGCUUGAAGGGAGAAACGAGCACGGUGUGAGAAAUCACCUGCCUGAGAGAGGCACUGCAGGAUUUGGACUGCUGGCCAUUGGCACUUGCAGUGUGGAGAGCCCCUGGCUCUGUCUUGGCCCCUUGCUAGAGCUGGGUGGUUGUGAACCUGUGGGAGGUGGUGCUGCACUGCUCAGUGCAGCUGUAGUGUUUGGUUCGUGUCCUCUAACAUCAUUUUGCCUUGGGUUAUCUCUUAGCAUUCAGUUUAGGGAAUUAUUUCCAUCACUAUAGCAUCGAAUGGGUAAAUGGAUUCUUUCUGUGAUCCCUUCCUUUCCAAGCAGCUGGCUUGUGCAGCAAGCUCUGAAGGCAUCAACAGUGACCUGACCAUCACACCUCCUGCAGUGCUGCCACUUCCCUUCUGGAGGUGUCUAAACCCCUGGGGACUGUUUGUCCAAGUGACAAGGCAAUUCCUUAUCUUUACUAGCUCCUUUUAUCAGGUGUGUAGUGGAAGCCAGGGGGGUGGUGUGAGGAUUAAGUUCUGUUGUACCUGGUGCUGCAACCUUUGCCUUGUGUCAGCUGAGGCAUUUGGGAGACCCUUGAACUCUUGAUGCUCCCAUGCUGGCUUUGUGCUCCCAGUCAUGUAUGCUUCUCCCCUAGGUCAUGGCUGCCACAUUCAUGUUCCUGUGCUCCUCCUUAGGGUGCAUUUUCCUCUUCCUGAAGAAACCCUUGCAUGUACCACAAGUAGUGUGUGCUUUCCCACUCAGAAGGCAUACUCAUUCUGCACAGACUUCAGUUCUCUUCUCUUGAGUGUUUCCAGUCCGUGAUGUCCCUAUGACCAGGGUCACUUACUGGAAGGUGUAAAGAAAGGCAGGGCCAGAUCCGAGUUGCUGCUGAAAUCUGCAACCUUUUGCUGCUCACAUCACUGCUCCUCCCCAGGUAACCGAGUGUGACCACUCUUGUGUGCAGGGAUGAUCUCUGCAAGCAGUCACACUGAGCUCUGGCUGCUUUGAGGGUUUAGGUUGUGGCUGUGACAGUGGAAGAACGCUUCAAUUAGUGGUUGCUCUACCCCUUGGGUUUUAACUUGAGUAAAAACUGAGGGCAAAGGUGGUUUUAUCUCUUGUGGUCCUUUGGAGUGGUGCAGGCAGCACUGAAAUUGCUCGAGCUGUCAGGUUUCCAGCUUUUAAAUAGGUGGGGUUUGAGGUGUAUUCAGCAAAGCUCUUCCCGGGUGACUUCAGAGCACGGGGAUUGUGUUGGUUUCUGUACGCUGAUGCAUUCAAACUGGUGGAGUCUUAACAUCAAAUCCAGGAACUAAAUGGCCUGGUUUUCCAAAAGGGCUGAAUGAGAAACGUUUUGGUGAGCCUGAAGCGUGGGCUUGGAUAACCCUGAUCCAUGUGAGUUACACACGUAGAGCUCGGGCGUGUUAGAAAUGGCAGGGAAUCCUUACCGGGUUGAGAGUGGUGAACUGGUGAAGAGGCUGUUGCCCCAGUGAGGCUGGUACCCACUGCUACAGGAGGAUGCAGUGACAGAGGCUGCAGCUGGCUCGUCUCAUUAACACCCAUCUGUCUUGAAGCCCUAGAAAAGAGGGAGGGAUGUUCCUGAACUGCCCCAGCCCUUCCAAAGGGAAAAGGUAACACAGAACAUCUCUGAUAGUCCCUCAAAUGGCUCCUGGUGUCAAGCAAGGAGCUGCUUAGGCUGUGGAACCAUAUUGCUGGAGCAACCUUACAAUGGCACCCCAGGCACAGUGUCUCAGCCUAGGCAAACUGGAGCACAGUAUCCUUAGAGGACCAGCCCGUAACUGGUGAUGCUGUGUGAGGAGGGGAUGGAGGGAGCUGGAAUGUGCUGCCCGCAUCUCAGGAGUGUUGGGUUGGAGCUCUCUGGGGUUUAGAGGGCGAUGCUGGGUGGUCAGGGAGGUGCACGCUGUCCCGUGUCUCCGUUUCUGUUGUGUGUCUUGAUUUCUUUUGGUGUGUGAGUGCGUGGGGGUUCUGCAGCCUGUCUGUUCUCUCUGGGCAGAGUGCAUGUGUAGAACAGGAUGGUGUGUUGCCUCAUUGAGUCUGGGAGAAGUCCUAUGAUAGCACAUUGAGGGGGG